Molecule: messenger RNA, 1164 nt
Organism: Penicillium samsonianum
Lineage: Eukaryota; Fungi; Ascomycota; Eurotiomycetes; Eurotiales; Aspergillaceae
Product: alginate lyase family protein
Exons: 2
Coding region: 1-1164 (387 amino acids)
Cellular component (GO): periplasmic space
Molecular function (GO): lyase activity
Source: RefSeq, a predicted model, not a curated record
AUGCGUGUUCCAUACAUAUCCUUUCUACUCUUGGUGGCCAAUAUUGUGGUCGCCUUGCCCAAUCCUGGACAUUCCAACUCCCGGAAGGCUCCUGACACUGUUGUCAUUGAUGGCUCUCGCCUCGUGGCUGCACAGGCGCAGCUUAGUAGAGGCGAUCACAGUCUCGAAGUUUCCUUGAAUCGUCUCGUUUCCCAAGCCGAUAGUUGGCUUAGUCAAGGCCCCUGGACAGUUACUUCAAAGACCAAGGCACCUCCAAAUGGCACGAUCCAUGAUUAUGCCUCUCAGGCGCCAUACUGGUGGCCUAAUCCCAACACUUCAAAUGGCUGCCCCUACAUUCAAAAGGACGGUGUGCGCAACCCGGAAGUGGACAACUACCCAGACAAGAUCAACUCUAUUAAAGUAUUCAACUCAACAUACAUCCUCUCACUCGCAUGGUACUACACCGGCAACCCGAAAUAUUCCAAUCAUGCAGCAGAAAUCAUUCAUACUUGGUUUCUGGACCCUAAGACGGCCAUGAACCCUAACCUCGACCAUGCGCAAAUAAUUCCUUGCGCCAACACUGGCCGAUCUAUUGGUAUCAUAGACUUCUCCCAGGACUAUACUGAAGUGAUCGACGCUGUCGCUAUCCUCAACGCUGGUGCCCCCGGAUGGACCGAGGCAUACGCGGCAGCAUUCCAAGAAUGGAACAAAAAGUUUCUUUUAUGGCUUGCGUACUCCCCGUUCGGAGUCCAAGAAUCCAGUGCAACGAACAACCACGGCACUUUCGCAAACAUGCAAAUCACGGCCCUUGCCCUCUUCACCGGCAACCAUUCUCUUGCACUCAACAAGGCGAAGCUCGCAAAAGAAUUCAUCAAUAAUCAAAUCACACCCAACGGCUCCCAACCUCAAGAACUUGUGCGCACGCGGAGCUUCCACUACUCCAACUUCGACCUCACAGCACACCUACGCUGGGCUUUAAUCGCACGGAAACUUGGAGUCGACUUAUUUAAGUACAAAGGCCCACAGGGUCAGACGCUGUUCAAGGCAGUGAACUUCCUAGUGCCGGCGGCGACCGGUGGCGUGAGUGAUUGGGCAUAUGAGGAGCUGCAGUUUACUCACGGCGCAAGAGGGCGAUAUUACGGCAGAGGCGGCAGUGCAGAAGUUGCUACCCCCUCCUGGGGGUGA